Messenger RNA from Scutellospora calospora, 447 nucleotides. The record is from the annotation of a GenBank genome assembly. Lineage: Eukaryota; Fungi; Glomeromycota; Glomeromycetes; Diversisporales; Gigasporaceae.
GAAGGGCUAAAUCAAGAACUCGUGAAAUUGAUGAACGUGGUCGUGCAAAAUCAAGAGCUCGUGAAAUUGAUGAACGUGGUCGUGAAAAAUCAAGAGCUCGUGAAAUUGAUGAACGAGGACGUGCAAAAUCAAAAUCUCGUGAAAAUGAUUAUGAUAAUUUAGAAAAAUCUGAAAAGACUUCCCGUAAUAAAGAAUUUGAGUUAUUAUUAGAAAGAGAAAAAUCUUCUCGACGUGAAAAGACAAAACAUGAGAAGCAAGAUCAUGAAAAAGAUUAUUCUCAUACAUCGACAAUAAAGAUUCUUAUCGAACAUACUAAAAAACGAAAGGAAGUCUUGUUAUCACCAACUAUGACGGCCCAAGAUAUUUUAAAUCACUUUCGUAAUAAAAAUGUAAUCUCGAAUGAUAAUGUUUGGGCUUUAUUUGAAGUUAUAAAAGACCUUAAUAUCG